Messenger RNA from Fusarium pseudograminearum CS3096, 786 nucleotides. RefSeq lists its product as uncharacterized. Bases 1 to 786 code for a protein of 261 amino acids. The record is from RefSeq and is a predicted model, not a curated record. Lineage: Eukaryota; Fungi; Ascomycota; Sordariomycetes; Hypocreales; Nectriaceae. Gene Ontology annotation, cellular component: membrane. The transcript has a single exon.
AUGACCCAAGACGCCCUUGCUUUCCAAUGCGCCGUUGUCACUGGGGGAGGAGGUGGUAUCGGCCGUGCAUUGGCUGAGUAUCUCAUCUCCAAGGGCAAAAAGGUUCUCAUUGCUGGCCGAACGGAGUCGAACCUCCAGUCAGCAGCCAAAGAUAUCGGCGCGGCAGGAUACUACGUUCUAGACACGGGCAAAACCUCCGAUAUUCCCGCCUUCGUUAAGAAAAUCACCAGCGAACACCCAGAACUCGACUGUCUGAUCAACAACGCUGGCGUCCAGCGACCCAUUGAAGUCCUCAAGAAUGACGAUUUCCUUGAAAAGGCUGAUCAGGAAAUCGACAUCAACAUCCGUGGACCAAUGCAUCUGGCUCUCAAUCUCAUCCCUCACUUCAAAGAGAAACCCAACGCCCUGAUCAUGAACGUCUCAAGUGUGCUGGGCUUCAUCCCUUUCUCCAUAAUCAACCCGGUGUACAACGGUACCAAGGCCUGGCUUCACUUCUGGUCUAUGAAUCUCCGAACGCAGCUUAGGGAUACCAAUAUCCGCGUCGUUGAGCUCGCGCCGCCAAUGGUGGCUACUGACUUGCACCGGGAGCGCGAGAACCCUGACGAUAAUAAGAAGGAGUAUUCGCCUCAAACAUUGACAGUGAAGGAGUUUAUGGAUGAGAUCACGCCCAAGUUCGAGAGAGGUGAUGAGACGAUUAGUGCCGGCAUGGGAGCAGGCGCGGUUAACAAGUGGUUUGAGACAUUUGGAGAGAAAUAUGAAGGGGCUGAGAAGGGGUACAAUAAAUAG